Chironomus riparius is the source of this 684-nucleotide messenger RNA. The record is from the annotation of a GenBank genome assembly. Lineage: Eukaryota; Metazoa; Arthropoda; Insecta; Diptera; Chironomidae.
GAAAUUUUCAGAAAUUUAGCACUUAACCUCAAAAUUUAUAAAUAUUAUUCAACAAAUUAAUUCAAGGAAAAUUUGAUAAAUUAGCAGCUUAAUUCAAUAUGUCAUACAAAUUGGUGUGCGGAGAUGUCUUGCAGUUUCAGGAAACUUUAAAGCAUAUGAGGAAUCUAGAUGAUUCUAUUAUCUAUGCAUUAAACAUAUCACUACCAACGGAAUCAAUAAAGGCAAGAACGUCAUCUAAUCCAGAAAGAAAUUGUCAGGAACUUUUUGAGAAAUUAAAGACUGGAUAUGCCGAAAGAGAUAAAGUGAUCAAAGAAUGUAUUCAAGUAAGUGCCGAUCAAGUCAAGCUUCUGAAGAAACAACGAGAAGAAGACAUGAAUGAUUCAAAUAUUGAGAAAAAGUUUAAAACUGAGCAGCGAAAGUUAAGAGUACUGAAGCAAGAACAAGGAGUUGAAGAUAUUGUGAAAGACAGAACAUUCAAGGCUUUCAAUGAGAGAUGUAGGCAAUUUUAUGCAAAAGAUUCAUUCUGAUCUAAAUUCUACUAAUCAGUUUACUGAAGUAAAGUUGUGCAUUUUUUUGUAGUUUUCAAUCAAUUCUUAAUAAUUAAAAUAAAGCUUAGAUGUAAUAAAGAUUUUGGUCAUCAAUUUAGAAUAAAAGGCACUGUCGCUUUUGAAUGACAUUUAUUGC